Saprolegnia diclina VS20 is the source of this 1639-nucleotide messenger RNA. RefSeq lists its product as hypothetical. The transcript has 4 exons. The coding region runs from base 68 to 1594 and encodes 508 amino acids. The record is from RefSeq and is a predicted model, not a curated record. Gene Ontology annotation, biological process: protein dephosphorylation. Lineage: Eukaryota; Oomycota; Saprolegniomycetes; Saprolegniales; Saprolegniaceae. Gene Ontology annotation, molecular function: cation binding; protein serine/threonine phosphatase activity.
GUGAAUCUCGCGUUAUCCGGACAACCCGGUUCUCUCCCGCGCUCCCUUUUUUUGGUUUUCUCUGCCCAUGGUCCGUCGCCGCCCCGCUUCGCCGGCCGCGUGGGCGCCGCUGCUCAUGCUGACGACGCCGGGCCUCAACCUCUCGAAGCUGCUGGCCUCGCUCGAUGGGACCACGGCCUUCUGCGCCCAUGUCUGCGAGGCCUUUGACGGCGUCAAGCUCACGCACGUGGUGGUCGACCGCCACGGCGCGCCCGCGCUCCUCCUGCUCGCCGGCGCCCUCGCCAUGCACGCGCACUGCGGCGUCGCCUUCCUCCAAGACGCACAUGCCGCCGACCGAUCGCUGCUCUUCCUCACGGACCUCGUCGAGCACGGCGACGACUUUUUACGGCAGGUCGAAGCCGCACGGACCAAGUGCAACGGGUCGCUUGUCGCGGUCGCCAGCGUCUGCGGCAAGGAAGAGCUUCCAGACGAGCUCAAUCUCUCGGUCCCGUGGUUUUGUGGCUGGACGCCCAAAGGCGCCAAGAUGCAAGUCGCGUCCAUGGCGCCAACGAAAGCGGUGGCCUCGCCGCGGCCAUUCGAGCUGCGCCACUGCACGACCACGUACGAAGGCAACAUUAUGAGCGAAGACCGGAGCGACUGCUGGACGCAGUCGCCGGACACGGCCCUCUUUGCGGUCUAUGACGGCCACGGCGGCGAGAUCGCGGUCAACUUCAUCCACAAGACGCUCGGCCCGCUCAUUUUAGACAACGUCCAAGCCAACGCGUCGCCGCUCAAGCGCAAGCGGGACGCGCCGCCGCCGCCGCCGCUCACAUCAGCGCUCAAGAGCGCGUUCCUCAAGUGCGACGAGCUGCUCAAGGAGAAGCUCCGGUCGUACGGACCGACGAUCGCCAGCUCCAAAGGCUUUUGCAACACGGGGUCGUGCGCGGUCACGGCGCUCUUCCGCGGCGACACGGUCUUGCUCGCCAACGUCGGCGACUGCCAAGCGGUGUUGGGCUACUCGACGUCGGCCAUCUCGACGGUCGACGUGGCGUCCAUGGCCGCCAAGGUGCUCACAACGACCCACGACUGCAACAACGCGGACGAAAUCAAGCGCGUCGUUGAGCGAAGCAACGACCGCAAUGCGAUUCGCAUGAGCAAAGACGACCGGUUGAGCUGCAGCGAGUAUGGCAUCAAGCGCGUCGCGGGCUCGCUGAGCGUCACGCGGGCCCUUGGCGACUGGUACUUGAAAGCGGACGAGUUCAGUGCGCCGCCGUACAAGGCCAAGGUGCCCUACAUCACCGCCGAGCCCGACGUGGUUGUGCACCACAUCACCAAGCGCGACAAGUUUUUGAUUCUGGCGAGCGACGGGCUCUGGGAGGUGGUGCCCCCGCUCCUCGCCGUCCAGAUCGUCACCAACUACGUGACAACGGCGGCCAACGCUGGCGAGGCGCCGAUUCCAAAUGCCAGUGCUGCGCUCGUGCACUGCGCGCUCGACCGCGCCGCGAGCAAGGAAGGCCUCGCGCUGCACGACCUCCUCGCGAUUUCCAAGGGGCCUCAGCGAAGGAGCAUCCACGACGAUAUCACGUGCACCGUGAUCUUCCUUGAGCACGCCUAGAAGUAGCAUAAGAACUAUACACCAUUGCGCAAUACUGUCCUUUCU